Messenger RNA from Cavia porcellus (domestic guinea pig), 1251 nucleotides. RefSeq names its product zinc finger protein 791-like. Gene Ontology annotation, molecular function: RNA polymerase II cis-regulatory region sequence-specific DNA binding; DNA-binding transcription factor activity. Gene Ontology annotation, biological process: regulation of transcription by RNA polymerase II. The transcript has 3 exons. Bases 2 to 1114 code for a protein of 370 amino acids. The record is from RefSeq and is a predicted model, not a curated record. NCBI's taxonomy places the organism in Eukaryota, Metazoa, Chordata, Mammalia, Rodentia, Caviidae.
GAUGACCUUUGAGGAUGUGGUGGUGAAGUUCAGCAAUGAAGAGUGGAGUUUACUGAGUCCAUCCCAAAAGAACCUCUACAGAGAUGUGAUGGGCGAAACCUUUAGGAACAUGACUGCAAUUGGAGGACUUGGGGAUAUCCAAGAAGCUGAAAAAGAAUGCAAAAUUUAUUGGAGAUACUUAAGAAAUGAAAGGCUAGGGAAAUCCUAUGGACGUACAUCUUGGAAUCAGUGUAAAGAAGUAUUCCUUUGUACUGCAGAAGGUAAUGUGAAUGUGAAAGAAGCAGAAACACACCACAAUGUUCAGAUCCAUGAAAAAUAUGGCAGUGGGGAGAAACCCUAUGUAUGUCAGCAAUGUGGAAAAGGGUUCACCAAAUCUGGACAUUGUAAGCAACAUGAAAUAAUUCACACUGGAGUGAAACCAUAUGUAUGUAAGAAAUGUGGGAAAGCUUUUAACACACAGGCAAAUUGUAAAAUACAUGAAAUGAUUCACACUGGAGAGAAACCGUAUGUAUGUAAGCAAUGUGGGAAAGCUUUUGCCAGACCUGGAUAUUGUAAGGAACAUGAAAGAAUUCACACUGGAGUGAAACCAUAUGUAUGUAAGAAAUGUGGGAAAGCUUUUAACACACGGGCAAGUUGUCAAAUACAUGAAAGAAUUCACACUGGAGAGAAACGCUAUGUAUGUAAGCAAUGUGGGAAAGCUUUUAACACACAGACAAACUGUAAAAUACAUGAAAGAAUUCACACUGGAGAGAAACCCUAUAUAUGUAAGCAAUGUGGGAAAGGUUUUACCCAACAUGGAGCUUGUAAGCAACAUGAAAGAAUUCACACUGGAGAGAAACCAUAUGUAUGUGAGCAAUGUGGGAAAGCUUUUAACACACGUGAAUAUUGUAGGGUUCAUGAAAGAAUUCACACUGGAGUGAAACCAUAUGUAUGUAAGCAAUGUGGGAAAGCUUUUAAAACACGUUCACAUUUUAAGAUUCAUGAAAGAAUUCACACUGGAGAGAAACCCUAUAUAUGUAAGCAAUGUGGGAAAGCUUUUAACACACGGGCCAACUGUAAAAUACAUGAAAGAAUUCACACUGGAGAGAAACCCUAUGUAUGUAAGCAAUGGUAGAACUAGUGUAUAUAAGCAUUAUUAGAAUUUUUUGAGCACAAGUACAUAUUGCAUAAUGCAUGAAAAACUUCACACUGGGAAGAAAACUUAUAUCUGUAAGGAAUGUGGGAAAGGUUUCAGCAGAAAUGCUCAUUGUC